CCGCCGACUUCAAUGGAGAGGUUGAAGCAUGUGGUGACCCAAAUAGCUAUCACUCCCGACUGCCGUCUCUCGGAGCUUCCCCUCCUCCACCGCUCCCUCCUCCCCCUCCUCUCUCUCGCCUCCUCCAUCUACCGCUUCUCCCUCUUUCUCCGCCGCCGCCUCUACUUCUCCGGCCUCGUUCACCAACGCCGGUUGCCAGUUCCUGUGAUAAGUGUCGGCAAUCUGACGUGGGGCGGAAAUGGGAAGACCCCUAUGGUUGAAUUCAUCGCACGUCUCUUGGACGAAGCAGGAAUUGGACCUCUUAUCCUUACCAGAGGUUAUUCAGGUGGUGAUGAGGCUAAAAUGCUUCAUAGACACCUUUUGCAGACUUCUGCAAGGAUUGGUGUAGGGGCAAACAGGAUUGCUACUGCUGCUUCCAUGUUUGAGAGACAUGGUUAUGUGAAUUCCUGCGACACACUGUCUGAGAAACUUUCAUCACCUUACAAAUCUGUAUCUGGUCCCAAAGAUGAAAGAAUUGGUGUUGUAAUUCUGGAUGAUGGAAUGCAGCAUUGGCGUGUGUUGCAUGAUGUGGAAAUUGUUAUGCUGAAUGGUUUGAUGCCAUGGGGGAACAACCACUUGCUUCCUCGUGGGCCAUUAAGGGAGUCACCAAGUGCACUUGUUCGAGCAGACAUAGUGGUGAUUCACCAUGCAGAUUUGGUAUGUGUACCUGAUACACAGCUUAGAAUGAUUGAAUCAACAGUGCACAACAUUGAUGCAACUCUUCCAGUUUUUCACUCUAGAAUGGCUCCUUCACAUUUUUUUGAAGUCAAAAAUCCUCAUUCCAGAUUGUCACCAAGGACAGUGCAAAACAUGGUUGUAUUAUGUGUUUCUGCAAUUGGCUUCCCAAAUGCCUUUGCACAGGCAAUUAGUAAGAUUGGGCCAUUGCAUGUUGAUAGGUUAGACUUCAGUGAUCAUCAUUUAAUUCAAGCUGAUGAUAUUGAAAUGAUCACAGAGAGGCUGGGAAGACUUAAGCAUGAAUUUAAUGUUGAAGCAAUUGUGGUGGUGACAGAGAAGGAUUAUGAUCGUGACCCAGUCAUUCUUAAACAGCUUUGCUGUCUAAAGGUUUUGGUCCUAUGUUCUUCUCUCCAAAUCAUGCCGCUCAGUGCAUGGACAAAGGAGAAUUUCAGAAUGAAUCUUAAGAAGCACCUUAUUGAUUCUCUCCAAGAAAUGAACAAGAAGUAGAUAUGGAUAGGAGACAUGAAUGUGUUGCAGUUUUUUGCUUUGACUGCUGCCUGGUUGAGCUCAAAAAAUCAUUGUCAUGUGGGAAGAUUUUGAAGGACUUUUGGCUUCGGUGACUGCACUUGAAAAGCAGUGAGUUUCUUUCAGAGAUGAUGUUUCAGCCUCUGACCAGUGCUUGGGGAGAUGGGGCUCCCAGGGCUGUGAUUAGCGCUAAAAUUUGGAGGGGACAACUGACCGGAUAUGUAUAGCAUGAUAUAGAGAAGGGAAGCUAAAAAUUAUGAAGAAAUUAAUAUCACAAUAUAAAAGUAAAGAGACAGAUAAGUUGAUUUAAUACUCAAACAUAUUUUUGGUUAUAGUGUAGUAAUGCUUUUAUUUUUCUCAAUAAAAGAUAACCAUUUGUUA
This is a messenger RNA of Elaeis guineensis (African oil palm), 1620 nucleotides long. RefSeq names its product probable tetraacyldisaccharide 4'-kinase, mitochondrial. The record is from RefSeq and is a predicted model, not a curated record. Lineage: Eukaryota; Viridiplantae; Streptophyta; Magnoliopsida; Arecales; Arecaceae. Gene Ontology annotation, biological process: lipid A biosynthetic process. Gene Ontology annotation, molecular function: lipid-A 4'-kinase activity; ATP binding.